AUUGGCUAAACCAGUACACGACAAACUCUUCGAAAAAUCAUUCGGGGCGUCGAAAGAGUGGAUAAGGUUUAUCCAAAGUUUUAAAUCACAAACAACCUUAACAUGAGUUCUCAUCGAACUGGCCCGCAGAAUGCUCCACAGAGGCAAAAGGGGACAAAAACUGCAGCUUCUAAAGACAACCAUUCAGUAACAAAAAGAUUACAGCAAGAACUUCGCAGUUUAAUGCUGUCGGCAGAUCCAGGUGUAUCAGCUUUUCCAGAUGGAGACAACUUGUUUAAGUGGAUUGGCACAAUUGAAGGAGGCAAAGGAACUGUUUAUGAGGGUCUUGCCUACAAGCUGACAAUGGACUUUCCCAGUGGUUAUCCUUAUGAGGCCCCUACAGUGAAGUUUACCACACCGUGUUUUCAUCCCAAUGUGGAUCAUCAUGGCAACAUUUGCCUGGACAUUUUGAAAGAUAAAUGGUCUGCUCUGUAUGAAGUUCGCACAGUUCUUCUGUCUAUACAGAGUCUUCUAGGAGAGCCCAACAACGACAGUCCUCUUAACACAUAUGCAGCAGAUUUGUGGUCUAACCAAGAACAAUAUAGAAAAGAGCUAUUAGAAAAGUACGAGAAGGAUGUUCGCAGCAAGCAGUCGUCAUGAGAACAACGAGGCUGAUGUGUUCUCUUUUAGUGAAAGGACCAGUCAUUGCUCAUCAUUGAAAAAGUCCAGAGACAUUCCUGGUGUUUUCUGUUUAGACCUAAUAAAUUGUUCAUAUUUUA
Messenger RNA from Pomacea canaliculata, 758 nucleotides. Its product is annotated as ubiquitin-conjugating enzyme E2 C-like. The coding region runs from base 103 to 639 and encodes 178 amino acids. The record is from RefSeq and is a predicted model, not a curated record. The transcript has 5 exons. NCBI's taxonomy places the organism in Eukaryota, Metazoa, Mollusca, Gastropoda, Architaenioglossa, Ampullariidae.